CCUGCAGCACAAAGACACAUCGCAGAUCACGUUCAAAACUCAUUUUCGUUUUUGUUUCGAAACAUUUGAUGAUAAUAGACAACACGUGCUUUUAAUCAAUAUCUUUGCCUCCAAUAACACGAGUGAUUAGAAAAUCGUAUUUAAAUAGGUCAACAUGAGUUUGUGACAUCAUUCUGGAAUCAGCCUUCCGUUGAAUACAAUCAAACAAACAUGUCUACCUUCGCCUUCUUGUUGCUCUGCGUCCAGGCUUGCCUGAUCCAGGAUGUGCUGAGCUGUCCUCCCCGAGGCAUAGCACCGUCCGCCUGCGGCUGCGGCACAGGUCUGAGCGGUUUGGGUGGUCUGGGCGGUCUGGGCGCGGGAUACGGCGCCGUGGGCGAAGGAAGAACGUCCAUUAGCGGCACAGUGGGCGUGACCGGGGAGACGAGGGUCACGGGCGCGGUGCCAGUGCUCGGCGCUGUGAGCUUCAGCGGCACCGUGCCCGCUCGUGGCUCCUGCACCAUCACGGGCAGCUGCGCCCAGUCCUGCGGCUGCGGAGGAUACUAACCUGGGACGCACUUCUUCAGUUAACGUCUGGUCGCCUGGAAGAAAUUGCUGCACAUCAAUGAGCCCGUCAAUUGUGUUGUAAAAUGUUUCAUGUGUGAACAGAAUCGAUGAGCCCAAUAUCACAUCACUAUGCUAAUGGACGACACAACAUUGGCUAACUCGUACCGCACAUUGAAGCUAUUGUAAAACAUUAUCUACGUUGAAAUAUAAUCACUAAUUGUACUGAACUAAAUGUUCUGUUCAAUACUAUACUAUACAUACAUAAGAUCACGCCUAUAUCCCGUUGGGGGUAGGCAGAUACCACAGAAUUGUACCUACUACGAUCCAAAUACACCACUUUCGUUUUUUCCACUCUCGUCAAAGACUUCAUGCAUGCUCACUUCAUGAACGAAAAAAAUAAAUAAAACGAUAUGCAAUUUUA
Molecule: messenger RNA, 964 nt
Organism: Pectinophora gossypiella (pink bollworm)
Lineage: Eukaryota; Metazoa; Arthropoda; Insecta; Lepidoptera; Gelechiidae
Product: chorion class A protein L11-like
Exons: 2
Coding region: 211-543 (110 amino acids)
Source: RefSeq, a predicted model, not a curated record